AUGGAAAGAAGGCUCAAGUGGUCAGAAGUCCCCAUCUUGUUCAACCUCAGGGAUCAUCCCCUGAAUCUAUAUGACGGCCCACUGCUCCCAUUGGUUAUUAAACCAUACAUCAGGAAUUACAAGGUUACCCUACAAGAUGGCGAGAACCUAAGGUCCGAAAUCCUGACUUUCGAGGUAGCCGACUAUGAGUCGGCCUACAACUGCAUUCUAGGAAGACCUUUCCUGAAGAAAUUUAUGGCUACGGCCCACUUCGCCUACUCGGUGCUGAAGGAGUCUGGGCCCCAUGGACCCCUCACUAUAUACGGUGAUCGGAAAGGUGCAGUCACCUAUGACAUGAAAACUCUCGGCCUGAUCAAGCAAUUUAGGCGGGUUCUCACCGACCUAGCUGAGCCACCGUCAAAGCAGCAAAAGACCACAGACCUAACUGUUAUGACAACGCCAGCAGUAACACUGCCUGCACCUAUUGUAGCAGCCCUAGUUGUGGCCAAGCCAUCGAUUCUAGAGGCCGAGAGUUCUAAAGCAGCUGAAGCCAGGUCCAAGGCACCUAUCCUGCCACAGAAUUAG
Molecule: messenger RNA, 564 nt
Organism: Miscanthus lutarioriparius
Lineage: Eukaryota; Viridiplantae; Streptophyta; Magnoliopsida; Poales; Poaceae
Source: the annotation of a GenBank genome assembly